Cooperia oncophora is the source of this 393-nucleotide messenger RNA. NCBI's taxonomy places the organism in Eukaryota, Metazoa, Nematoda, Chromadorea, Rhabditida, Trichostrongylidae. The record is from the annotation of a GenBank genome assembly.
AUGUGUGUCUUCUCGUCAUGCGGACAAAUCGUCUUUGGCGUUGUGAUGAUCGGCUGCCUCGUAUUGACUGCCAUACCGACAUUCAACGGAAAACUGUUCUCAUGGAAGUGUCUGAACGAUCUGAAAAACUGUGAUCCAUUUGAGAAGGCACAGCACGGAUACAUGAAAACCGUUGCCAUCUUCAUGGUUCUAGCUCUGGCAUUCGAGAUAAUAUCAUUGAUUUGGAAUCUUAUCGCUUUCUUCGCCUGCUGUUGCAAGAAGUUCAUCGUUCACCCGCUGACGAUACUAUCUUUCCUUACAACGGCCUUUCUACUCGUUGCCGUCAUUGUCUAUGCAGUGAAUAAUAAAGGAGAUCUGGGUAAGAAAAACAUUUUCCAUUUUCACCUAUCCUAG